CCGGCGCUUCGUCAUCGACACUAUUCUCAGUGGAUGGCGGCAAAAUGGAAAGCACUCGUCAAGCAUUGCUGAACUUACUACCCUGCUUAACUUGCUCACAAUGCAACAACCUACUAGCCGAUCCGCACAUCAUGGGCCUCUGUGGACAUGUCGCUUGCAGUGCAUGCGUGACAAGUAAUGAUGCAUGUAGCGUGUGUCAGACACCGACGACGCAGCAGGAGAUAAGGUUGGAUCAUCAAAUGAAGGCAGUAGUCAACUGUGCGUUACAGCUGAAACAGAUGAUAUUCGAUGAAGAACUCGAUCAGCAUCCCGCUACAUUCAUUGAAACCAAGACUGCAGGUGAUUCUCCACAAACUCCAUGUGUCUCCAAGAGGCAAGACGUCUGCAAUGUGCCUACUGAACAGUUAGAUGAGGGACAGGAUGUUGUUGAGAAAUUACCUGAAGCUGGCGAUGUUCCAGCAAAAACAAAAGCUGACCACAAUACCUCUUCACUACCAGCACCUCAGGCCAAGAACUUGGAGAAACGAAAUAAACUGGGAGAAACACUACUUCACGCAGCCACCGUGAAGGGAAAGAUUGACCGUGUGAAAGAAUUGCUGGAAGCUGGUGCUAACCCUAAUGUUCAUGACCAUGCUGGAUGGACUCCAUUGCAUGAGGCAUGUAGCCACGGCUACUUGGAACUCGCGCGGCUGCUCAUCUCGCACGGUGCUGACGUGAGAGCGACGUCACCGGACGGGGUAACGCCGCUUCACGACGCGGUGAUGAGUUCAAAUCCCGAUGUGGUCAUGCUGCUGAUGAUGUCAGGUGCUGAUGCAAGUGCAAGCACCAAAGAUGGAAGGACACCUCUGUCUCUCGCUCAAAACGAAGUGAUACGUGCAGCCCUGACAACCGUGCAGUCCGUUCAAGUGCCGGUGACAGACACGAGAACGCCAAUACCAGAAACAAGAUGCAGUUCUGUUGUGCUGCUGGGUUCAGGGCUUGAUGAAAAGCAGGAGAUGGACCUCGAGCAUUGUGCAGAAAUUCUUGGAGCUGAACUGAGGACUUCGUUUUCUCAAGAUGUGACUCACCUGGUUGUUAGCUGCAACAAGGAAGGCAACUGCCAACAGAGAACUUUGAAAGUCCUUAAUGCUCUUCUCACGGGGAAGUGGAUCGUGUCAACAUCAUGGGUGGACAAGUGCUUACGAGAAGCACGUCACGUCCCGGAAGCUCCGCACGAAGCCAAGGGUACGCGGCAGCAUCCAAACAGCGGAGCACCGCGAAAGGCCCGCGAGCACUUUUCAAGCUCCGCUUCCCCGUCGGGCUUGUUCUCGGACCUUACCAUCUGUCUACAAGGCCAGUUGGACGCACCACCGAAAGAAGAUCUGGCCGCUCUGCUGACGCUGGGAGGAGCGACGAUUAUUCCGAGACUGCCACCCUCGCUCGACUCUAAAGUCAUUGUUGUUAGCCAAAGGUGCGGAAUAGAUGCCAGUCAAAGGGGUGGCCGUGUGGUCACUGUGCCGCCAUCGUGGGUUUUGGAUUGUGUGUCGAGGUUUACGUUGUGCGACCCUGAAGAGUAUUUAAGGACCACCGAUGUGUAGUGGUGUGCAUCAUUGUACAUGAUAAGAGAUUAUGCAAUUAAUAACUCAAUCCUUUUUACUUGGC
This is a messenger RNA of Ornithodoros turicata, 1641 nucleotides long. RefSeq names its product BRCA1-associated RING domain protein 1-like. The coding region runs from base 45 to 1577 and encodes 510 amino acids. Gene Ontology annotation, biological process: protein K6-linked ubiquitination. Gene Ontology annotation, molecular function: protein binding; ubiquitin-protein transferase activity. The record is from RefSeq and is a predicted model, not a curated record. Gene Ontology annotation, cellular component: BRCA1-A complex; BRCA1-BARD1 complex. NCBI's taxonomy places the organism in Eukaryota, Metazoa, Arthropoda, Arachnida, Ixodida, Argasidae. The transcript has 11 exons.